Rotaria sp. Silwood1 is the source of this 1677-nucleotide messenger RNA. NCBI's taxonomy places the organism in Eukaryota, Metazoa, Rotifera, Eurotatoria, Philodinida, Philodinidae. The record is from the annotation of a GenBank genome assembly.
AUGUCAGUAGCACCCGUAAACGAUAUUGAUCAAUAUAUUAAAGCAUUGCCAAUAGACGGCGAAGGUGAAGUUCAUCAUCAUCAUCAUCAUCAUCUUCACCAACAUAAAAAUGUUCAUUAUGGGAAACCAUAUUUUGCUAUAUUCUUGGCGGUAUUUUCUUCAUUGGGUGGAUGGUUUUUUGGCUAUGAUCAAGGUGUUACUGGUGGUAUAGUUGUCAUGAGUUCAUUUAAAAAUGACUUUUGUGUUGAUGUGUACGCCAAUGAAAGCGUCUGUAACCUUCCAGUCGGUGCUUUGCCGACCGAAUACAGACGAUUUUUAGUACUCUUUACGUUAAUGUAUAAUGUUGGUUGUUUUGUUGGUGCUGUAUUUAUUUCUUCAUUGGUGGCUGAAAAUUUUGGACGUCGGGCCAUUAUUUUUACGGCAUCAAUUCUAUUUUUAAUUGGUACAUCAAUGGUUAUUUUUCCACCAGGAGGCUCGAAAAAUAUUAUGAUUUUAAUACUUAUUGGACGAGUUGUCGAAGGGAUAGGCGUUGGUUGUUCAUCAUUUUCCUGUCCAUUGUACGCUUCGGAAAUAGCUCCAACAAAUUUGCGUGGAAUGCUUUCUGGCUUCAUGCAAAUGACUGUAGUAAUCGGUUUAUUUUUUGCAAAUGUCGUUAACUUUUUCUUGCAAAAUCAUAAAUGGGGUUGGCGAUUGUCAAAUGGAAUUAUUUUGGUCGCUCCAAUAACAAUAAUGAUAGGUAUAUUUUUCUUGCCUGAAACUCCCCGAUGGUUGUUCAAAAAAAAAAGUCGAGAUUUGGCCGAAAAAAGUUUAAAACGCAUUCGUAGAAUAGAAGAUGUAACUGCUGAACUAGACGCCAUUGCCGAUGCUCUACAAGAAGAAGGCAAUCAAGGAUCCAUCAAAGAAUUAUUUUCAACAAAGAAAAUGCUUGAAAGACUUGGUGUUGGUGUAGGUAUACAUAUUUUACAACAAGCAACCGGUAUUAAUCCAAUAUUUAAUUUUGGUGGUAUUAUUUAUGAAAGUGUUCUUGGAAAGGGUCUCGUAUCAUUGUUGAUUUUGUCUGGCGCAAACUUAUUGAGUACAAUACCAGCUUUGUUCUUGUUUGACAGACUAGGUCGUCGAAAUCUUCUGAUAUUUUGUGGCUUAGCUAUGGUAGUUGGUCAUAUUGUAGCGGCAACCAUAUUUGUCACAGGUUGUAAUGUAAGUGAAACUAUCAUAAAUGGUACAACGGCAACUCAAGAAACAGUGAACUGUAGCUCAACUUCCGGUAUAUUAAUGCUUGUUUUUACAGUUAUUUUUGUAGUCUUUUUUGCACUUUCUUGGGGACCAAUUGCUUGGAUUUAUGCAGCUGAGAUUUUUCCUCUUAACGUUAGGGCUAGGGCUGUUUCAAUAACAACAGGAAGCAACUGGUUUAUGGGUACAAUCAUGUCUUAUAUAUUGGAGUUAAUAUCACCAUUAGGGAUUCAUGGAGUAUUUUAUCUAUUUAGUGGCUUAAGUUUAUUGGGUGUAGGAUUUGUAUAUCUCUUCUGUCCAGAAACAAGAGGAGUUUUAUUGGAAGAUAUUGAAGAAGAGUUUGACAAUUUCCAGUUGAAAAAUAGAACAAUAGUAAAAAUAUUGCGUAAACCAUGUCAACGGCACAGAAAACAAACCGCGAAAGUAAAUGUUAUUGAAAUGCAAUAA